Molecule: messenger RNA, 1852 nt
Organism: Styela clava
Lineage: Eukaryota; Metazoa; Chordata; Ascidiacea; Stolidobranchia; Styelidae
Product: microfibril-associated glycoprotein 4-like
Source: RefSeq, a predicted model, not a curated record
AUUAUUUUGAAGUGAGGACAGAUAUAGGCAGUUUACAUAAACAUCCUAUGUCAUGAUGUUACUGUGGUUUGCACCGGUACUAUACAGCGUGUUUGCUUUCGUAAAUGGUGAUAUUUGUCGGACAGCAGGUGAACUUUGUUCACAAGUCAAUCAGCUUUGCUUCCACCAGAGUCCUGACGGAAUAGAACCUACGUUUCAACCACCAAGAGUCGGAAAAGCAGGACCACAAGGCAUAAAGGGUGAUCGAGGAGAACGUGCUGCGGUAAACUACACUGCCAUUGAAAAGAAGUUAGAAACAAAGUUUCGAGAGAUAGAAGAUCGAAUUGAUGCAAAAUUAUCAAAAUAUGACGCACUGCUAAACGAAAAAGUGGCAAAGGAAGAAUUCAAAUAUGAGCUAGGCAAGCUCCUGAGACACGACUGCAGCGAUGUGUCAAAUGAAGAGGCAAAAACUUGGAACAACGAUGGUGGAGUUCUUGAUAUUAUUCCUAAUGUGAACAUGUACGAAGUCCAUUGCGAUAUUUCCACUGAUGGUAACAAGUGGACGGUAAUUCAAAGAAGACAAGACGGCUCAGUAGAUUUCAAUAGGAAUUGGGCUGACUACGUAACAGGAUUUGGAAAUAGUAGAGAAUUCUGGUUAGGUCUGGAAGCCAUUCGCAAAUUAACACAAACUGCAAAUUACAUUUUGAAAAUAGAGUUGACCGACUGGGCCGGACAAACUAGAUAUGCCGAAUACGGAUCUUUCGCUCUUGGGAGUGCUGAAACAAAAUAUCGCCUGGUUGUCAGUGGUUUCUCGGGAACAGCAGGUAACAGCUUGUCGUACCACAAUGAUAACAAAUUUUCAACUCCGGAUCAGGACAAUGAUCAAUAUUCGAGUAAUUGCGCUUCAGUUCACGGUGGUGGAUGGUGGUUUAAUGCUUGUGAUCUUUCCAAUUUGAAUGGGCAGUACCACGUGGGUGGAGCAUACAGCGGUCCUGAGAAUGGAGUAGAGUGGGAAAAAUGGCCCCACAACGGGCAUUACUCAAUGAAAAAAACCGUCAUGAAGUUGCGACCAAAGAUAUAACGAGACAUUCAGAUCAUGGACAUUUGAUAAUUAAAUGUAAUCCACAUCUGUAUAAAAAAACGCAUCUACCUUUAUACAAGAUAAACAUGAUUACUUGCCUUGCUUUCAGCUAUCUGGAAUACAGUAUAAAACUUUUCAUUUGCUUACGUGCUCUAAUUAGCGUCAGUUUUAAUUUUUAGUUUUUUUUGUAGUUUUGUUAUUAAGUUUUCUAUUGAAUACGUGACCUUUUAUAGAAUUUCACACACGCCAACUGCUCAAUUCCAACACGAGCAAGAUACUUUACGACGGUCAUAACUGGGUGUUCAAUUUAUUUAUAAAUCAAUCGUCCUUAUUGACUCAGUAUGUCAUUCUAUCCUGGAAAAUUUCCAAAAUAACAACUAGUUUCAUCAAACAAAGCAAACAUGUCAGUCACUUUUCCUUUGGCUACUAAAGCUCUAAUAACUGUUGCUAUGUGAUGUACAAUAUAGCUUCAAAAAAAUUAACCAACAUAUUUUAUAGGUCAUGCAAGUAUUGCGCGGAAACUAACUUUAUAGAUUUUCGUUUCUGUGAACAGACUAAUAAAUUUUGCAUAUAUAUAUUUGUUGCCAUUGUCUUAACCAAAGAUCAAUGAUCAGAUAUGUGAGUAGUGAAAUCAGAAAUUGGUUUGUCCAUUAGUUAGAAGAAGCGCAUUUUUCACAACAGCAAAAACGAUAACAGCAACAAAGUUAACAACAAAACGAACAAUGUAUGUUUUCUUAGCAUCGAUUUCCUUGUUUAUUUUCAUAACAAUUACAAUUCAGUGAUUAGUUUACA